GGUGGAGAGGUGAUUAAGAAGCCCUCCUCCGUGGACCUGGCAAGCAAGAAGUGCCAGCAGGUGCUGAUGGAGCUGGAGGGAGUGCUCCAGCACUUGGAAGUCAUGUUUAGUUUGACGCUGGUUCCUCGGGUGCUCAUUCUCCUUGGAGGCAACGUCAUGAGCCCCAAGGAGCUCUAUGAGCUCAACCUGGAGGGUAUCUGCGAGGGCAGCGCCGAGGAGAGCCUGAAAACCGCGUCCUGCCUUCGCAAGUUCUUUCACUCCCUCUUUGUGGCGGAUGUCUUCAGUGAGCUGAAGGCUCUCCCUGUCACGGGCACUGUUGUUAUGCUCCAGGGACACCGGGACUGUGGUGUGGAUUGGUUCCGGCCCAAGCUCAACUACAAAGUGCCGACCCGAGGGAGGAAACUCACCGUUACCUUGUCCUGUGACGGAGAGCUCGGCGUCACGGCCUCGCCUCCGCCGCGCACGGCGUCUCCCUGGGAGGACUACGUGUGGUUCCAAGCACCCGUGACGCUCAGAGGCUUUCAUGAAUGA
Molecule: messenger RNA, 531 nt
Organism: Leptosomus discolor (cuckoo roller)
Lineage: Eukaryota; Metazoa; Chordata; Aves; Leptosomiformes; Leptosomidae
Source: RefSeq, a predicted model, not a curated record